Messenger RNA from Morone saxatilis (striped sea-bass), 3376 nucleotides. It is a transcript of the gene polk, whose product is annotated as polymerase (DNA directed) kappa. The coding region runs from base 233 to 2821 and encodes 862 amino acids. The record is from RefSeq and is a predicted model, not a curated record. Lineage: Eukaryota; Metazoa; Chordata; Actinopteri; Moronidae. Gene Ontology annotation, biological process: error-prone translesion synthesis. Gene Ontology annotation, molecular function: damaged DNA binding; DNA-directed DNA polymerase activity. The transcript is spliced from 14 exons. Gene Ontology annotation, cellular component: nucleus.
UCAAAACAUGUCUGAGCGUUAGACAGCUGAGCAGGGUUUGAUUCAGUGUCACUGUUCCUGUGCGUUUAUCUAGCUUGAAGAGACGCACACAUAAUGGGAGACAUAGCGACGACAUGUUGCAGGUUUAUUAACAAACUUUAAAAGAGUGGAGGUCGUCAUAAAUUGGACUUUACUGCCAAAAAACAACAACAACAACAACAACAAACGACGGUUCUCCGAUCCGUUCUUCAGGAUGGAGAAUGAGGCUGCAUCCACUAAAGCAGAGGGCUUCCUCUCCAGAAUGGCCCUCAAUGACAACAAGGCUGGUAUGGAGGGUGUUGACAGGGACAAGAUCAACAAGAUCAUCAUGGAGUCAUCCAAGGGGUCUAGGUUUUAUGAGAAUGAGCUGAAGAGAGAGCAGCAGGUGAACCAGCGAAUUGAGAAAAUGAUGUUACAAAAGGCACAGAUCACUGACCAACAGUUAAAGAAAGCACAAGCUCAGGUGGAGAGGAUGACCGCUGAGCUGGAGAGAAGUCGUGAUCUAAGCCGUGUGAUCGUACAUGUGGACAUGGAUGCUUUCUACGCUGCUGUGGAGAUGAGAGACUGUCCUGAGCUGAAGGACAAACCCAUGGCUGUAGGAUCCAUGAGCAUGCUGUCAACAUCUAACUACCAUGCCAGGAAGUAUGGGGUCCGAGCUGCCAUGCCUGGCUUCAUUGCAAAGAAACUCUGCCCCAGCUUAGUUAUUGUUCCAACCAACUUUGAUAAAUACCGAGCUGUGAGCAAUGAGAUCCGGGAGAUUUUUGCAGACUAUGACCCUCACUUCCAGCCAAUGAGCCUGGAUGAAGCCUAUCUGGAUUUUACAGACCACCUGCAACAGAGGCAGAGCUGGCCAGAUUCCUCACGUACACAUCGCUUCCGUGCCAGCAGCACCUCUACAGGUGAAGAGCAGAUUGAGCUUCCCCAGGAGCCAGAGAUGAAAGACCUCUCUCCGGUCCUGUUUGAGGACAGCCCAAGCUCCUCUCCCUGCUUGCCGGGCUCUGAAGGUGUCAGUGCCGCUGGUGGUGUGUUUGAGGUAUUUGGGAAGUCUGUUGAGGAGGCUGUGAGAGAGAUGCGCUUCCGCAUUGAGCAGAAGACCAUGCUGACUGCCAGUGCAGGAAUUGCUCCAAACACGAUGCUUGCCAAGGUGUGCAGUGACAAGAACAAGCCCAACGGCCAAUACAGACUCCCUUCCACUAGAGAGGCGGUGAUGGACUUUGUCCAGAAUCUCCCAGUUCGCAAAGUUUCUGGCAUAGGGAAAGUGAGUGACAAAAUGCUAAACGCUCUGGGCAUCAGUAGCUGUUCUCAUCUUGGUCAGCAGAUGGCGCUGCUGUCGUUGUUGUUUUCAGAGACAGCCUGGCAUCAUUUCCUGCAGGUUUCCCUGGGUCUGGGCUCUACAUAUAUACCUAGGCAUGAAGAAAGAAAAAGCAUGAGCACAGAAAGGACAUUUAAAGAACUGAGUGAAGCUGAGGAGCAGUUGUCUUUAUGCAGGGAGCUCUGUGAAGACUUAGCACAGGACAUGAAGAAAGAAUCUCUGAAGGGUAAAACAGUUACACUGAAGCUCAAGAACGUGAACUUUGAGGUGAAAACCAGAGCGCUGACGCUGCCGUAUGCUGUUGCUACAGUGGAUGAGAUCUUUGCUGUUGCUAAGGACUUACUGAAAACAGAAAGAGACAAUGAAAGCCCCCAGCCACUCAGACUGAGGCUCAUGGGUGUUAGAAUCUCUGCCUUUGUCACUUCGGAUGAUAAAAAGCCCCUACAGAAGAGCAUCAUUGGGUUUCUUCAGACCGGCAAGACGGAUUCUGGUGGCUCCCAAGGAACCCAUCAAAAGAUUACCUGUUUUCCCCCAGUGGAGAAGUGUCAGAGACAAGAGGAGGUUCCCAGGUGGAGUAAACAGAGGGGGUUAGAGAGGAGCCAGACUGGCGAGGAACCCCAACAGUCUUUCUUCCAAAGGGCUCAUGCCAAAAGACUGCAACUCCAGGCGGUGAAUGCAAACACAGAAGAGGAAGGACAUGGGGAGAAUGCUUCUGAGAUUACUUCCACAGGCACUUAUGCUCAAAAUGGAGUAGUGUCAUCAACAAAAGCUCAUGACAACUGUACAGCCUCAGAUCGCUCAGAAAAUGACUUUGUUUCCCAUGUAGAGGCCAAAGCAUCCACGUCAGGCUGUGGCAGCGCAGUGUCAGAGCGCCUCACCUGUCCGGUGUGUUUCAGGCAGGUGGAGACGACCAAUUUAAAUGUCUUCAACAGACAUAUAGACCAGUGUCUCAGUGAUGCCUCUAGUAAGCCAAACCAAUACACCGUUUCUGACACAGAGUCAGAUUUGGACCUAGAGAAUGACCAUAAAGAAUGUGAAGUGGUGGAAUUAAGAGCAGUGCAGUGUGAGGUUGAAGAAGAUUCAACGUCGAACAGAACUCAGGAAGAUCAGCGCAGCUUGAAAAACGAUCAUUUGAUCAAUGGACACAACCAAACCGUGACCUCGCAACAGCCUCAGUCAUGUAAUGAUAAAGGGUCCGUCCUCAUCUGCCCAAUAUGUCAGCUGACCCAGGACAGCGAUGACCUCAUUAUCUUCAACCACCACGUUGACCUCUGCCUGAACCAGGAGGUCCUACAUGAACUGGGGGGACAGACAUCAUCUUCCAUAAAUCUACCUUCUGUUACAAAUAGCAAGGCCAUAGACGGAGGGCGUUUCCUGCCACCGCAAGUAAGCAAAGGCAAAACCAAAAGACGGGACUCGCCUUCCUCUCCUCCUUCUAAAAAGGCUAAAGGCCUCGGUCCUCGCAACACCAUUGACAAGUUCUUCAGGUGACAGUUAUGCACGCAGAAUAUCAAUCCCGAUCUGGAGGAACUGAGAGUUUUCUACUGAAAAUGAAAAACAUCUCUCCUCUCCUCCCUCUAUGGUUCAAACUCACAGACAUUGCACACAAAGCCAUUUAUUUUCUUCACCUAAAGAAAUGUUGUAAUGAAGAUCACUGAUAGAGUCUAAGUAUGUGCACUGAUAAUAUAUAUUUGUUUUUAUAAGCCAGACAAUCGAAAUUAAAUUCUGGCAAAUUAAUAUAUAUCAUACAAUAUUUAUGACCCUGUUGUCUGUCAAUUCCAAUUUCAUUGCCUAUUUUCUGAAGAGAAGACUAAUGUUUUUAUUUUAUUGGACGGCUUUUAUGUAUAUCUAAAUGGAUCAUGAUGGUAUUUAUUACAUGCUAAGGUUAGUCUUAUUUUUUUAAUUUAUCUUCAUUAAGUUAUUCAGAUAUUUCCAGUUGUAUUUAUUGAGUUCUUCAAUAAUAAUGCUGUGUAUGUUUAAUAAUAAAAAAAGGGAAUCAUUCUAUUGUGUAGAUUUUAGUUAAAAUAAAUUACGUUUUCACUGACA